CGACAGAUGCAGAAAAAAUAGUGACUGCGGAAAAUCCAAGUUAUGCCAGUACUGCAAUUGCAAAAUAUACUUUAGGGCUUUCAAUCACGUGUAGAAUGACGGACACGAUUACGAGCAUAGAGUCUCCUUCUCACUUGAUUUCCACUGAAUUGAAUAUUAACGGCGAUGCUAAAACCUCGAGGAUUAGUCUGGCCGAAGAAAUCACUUAUUUAGAGAGAGACUUUAUUUUAGUAGUGAAAAGUAAUGGAUUAGAUGAACCAAGAGCAUUUAUUGAAUAUAAUCCAAAGACGGAAACAAAUGUUGUUAUGUUAACAUUGGUCCCGAAAUUUUCUCCAGGUUUAGCGAAAAUGAACGAAAUGAUAUUUGUAGUUGACAGGUCAGGUUCAAUGUCUGAUGGUCCAAUCCUUAAAGCAUCACAAGCUCUUCAAUUAAUUCUUCGUUCGCUUCCCGAAAACUGUCUUUUCAAUAUCGUUUCCUUUGGAAGUGAGUUUGACUCCCUAUUCAAGGAAAGUGAACGCUAUUCAGAGAAGACAUUUUCCAUUGCCUUAUCCCAUGUUGAAAAUAUGGAAGCUGAUUACGGUGGAACAGAAAUAAAAAACGUUCUCGAAUGGGUAGUUAAGACUGCUCGUAGUGAUAUGCCAACUUCUGUUUUCUUACUGACAGAUGGCGAAGUAUGGAACGUCGACGAACUAGUCCAACUGAUUCAGAAAGCUGCCAACAGCCCAACCAAAGAUUUCCGACUUUUCUCUUUAGGCAUUGGAUCUAGCGUCUCGCAUCAUUUAGUAGAGUCGAUUGCUCGAGCCGGGAAAGGUUAUGCGCAAUUUGUCACUGAUGAAGAACGCAUGGAUAAGAAAGUUAUCGGAAUGGUAAAGAAUGCAAUCAAAAGCACUUUAACGGAUUAUCAAGUUGAAUGGAUUGGCAGGACGCCAACAGAGACCAAGAAUAAAUCGAUUCUUUCGUUUCCCUGGAGUUCGAAAAAAAAUGAGAAUGAUAAAAUUCGCCAGGCUCCAAACUCUAUUCCCACUAUAUAUUCGGGUGUGCGUGUAGUAGUUUACGCGAUUCUGGCGAAAGGCGUUGAGCCUAAAAAAGUUAUAACUCUUUCGGCACAAUCCUUGGAUGGCCCGAUUAAACUUGACAUCGAUGUAGAUCCGGUAACACUUCAGGGAUCAAAAAUACAUACAUUGGCUGCUCGGAAAUUAAUUCAGGAUUUGGAAGAAGGCACUUCUUUCCUGCAUGCCGAAUCUGAAGAAAAAAAUAAAGUUUCCGAUGAUCUUGUCAAAGAGCAAAUUAUUAAUCUUGGUAUUACUUUCAGCCUUGCAUCACGAUAUACCAGUUUUCUAGCAAUAGACGAGAAAACUAAAUCUGAAAUUGCCAGAAGCGAAACACUUAAGCAGAAAAGAGAAGUUCCAGAAGUUAAACGUUCUUUUAUUAUGCCAAGUGUAAUGUUUAGUGCAGAUAAAUUUAAUGAAUGUGCAGAAGAAUUUGAAUCAUUUAGUAAUAAUAUUUCAGCGGUAUAUGAUUCUGAAGCAUACGAACCAGGAGAAUUAACUUCAAUGGCAUUUUUCUCACAAACUCAAUCAUUAAUAUCAUUUGACACAAAGACAUCAACUAUUGAUACAUUAUAUGCAUUUCUAAAAUUACAAUCUUUCGAUGGAAAGUUCGUUGCAAGAGACUCUAAUUUUUCGAGUCUAUUUUCCGGAGACGAUUCAAAGAAAGCCGACAAUUUAGAGUGGACAACAGCCGUGGCAAUGGCUUAUUUGGAGAUUGUGAUGAAAGAGUUUAAAGAAGAAUGGGAAUUAUGCUAUGAAAAGGCGGAACGCGCAUUAAUCAAGUUGAUUGGUGAAAGUGGGAGAGAAAAGAAGGUUGAAAAUCUUUUGGCGGAGGCUCGUGAAUGGGGCCGUGCAUUUGAUCGUUUGUUUUAUAUUAUUUUUGAGAACACUAAUUAUGAAGAUGCUCUCGCGGAUCCUUAUUUUAAGAGUUUGACUAAUCAAGGACUUUUUCUUACUAAUUUUUAUGCGCUUGCUCAUCCAUCUGAACCCAAUUAUCUGGGAUUGAUUUCGGCACAGACAUUUGAAAAAGACGAACAAUACACAAGACUUGAUUUGAAUAGCACCACGCUCAUUGAUUUGCUUGAACCAAAAGGAAUCACUUGGAAAUCAUAUCAAGAAAAUUAUCCAGGAAAUUGUUACAAGGAAUAUUAUUCUCCAGAUAGAAAAUAUGCAGAAAGACAUAACCCAUUCAUGUCGUUUCCAAGUAUUUCAGGUGUCCCAGCACGAUGUGCCAGAGUCGUACCAGCUACCGAGUUAGAUGUUGACAUUAGUGAGAAUAACUUGCCUCAGUAUAUGUUUUAUACUCCCAAUCUGGAUAACGAUGCACAUGACACAAACAUAACAUUCGCAGGCGCUUAUUUUUCAAAAUUUUUAAGUCCAAAACUCAAAGACUCAAAAUUUUUCGAUAACAAGACAUUAAUCAUAAUCACAUUCGAUGAAUCAGAAUUUUACAACAAUACAAAUCAAAUUUACACGUUAUUGCUUGGCUCAGCGAUUGAUCCUUCGUUGCGUGGCAAAACAGAUGACACGCCGUAUAAUCAUUACUCGGUGUUGAGAUCAAUUGAAUUUAAUUGGAACUUAGGAUCUUUGGGACGUAAUGACACCAACGCAACUGUGUUUAAAUUCAUUAAUGAUUCUCCUCCACUAUUGGAUGACUCAAAAACAAGCGAAUCUGAUCCGGAAGUUAAAAUUGCGAGUUAUAGUGGAUCUUCAGUUUUAUUUUCAUCAUUUGAAAAUAUGUCAAGAACACAAUUUUGA
Ambispora gerdemannii is the source of this 2807-nucleotide messenger RNA. NCBI's taxonomy places the organism in Eukaryota, Fungi, Glomeromycota, Glomeromycetes, Archaeosporales, Ambisporaceae. The record is from the annotation of a GenBank genome assembly.